Molecule: messenger RNA, 1985 nt
Organism: Fukomys damarensis (Damara mole-rat)
Lineage: Eukaryota; Metazoa; Chordata; Mammalia; Rodentia; Bathyergidae
Gene: Nucb2
Product: nucleobindin 2
Exons: 15
Coding region: 378-1640 (420 amino acids)
Cellular component (GO): endoplasmic reticulum-Golgi intermediate compartment; extracellular exosome
Molecular function (GO): calcium ion binding
Source: RefSeq, a predicted model, not a curated record
AGGAGGCGGAGGCGCGCUCAGUGGGCGGAGGGCCCAGGCAAAGCCUUGGGCAGCAGGCUGAGAAGACAGAUCUGGUCGCUGUAGGCAUCCAGCAGGCGGAGCCUUGCGUGUCGAGACCCCACCAGGGUGAACUUUCUCAUCUUGGUCUUCAAACUCUCCAUGGUCCCAUCCAGCUUCUGAGGGUGGAGCCUCUGUUGUGUUUCCCUUCCUCGGCUAUCCUCAGAACCUAAGAGUCAGUUUUUCAUGAAAAAAGCAUUGGAACUAGCAGUCAAGAGUCACUCUUCACUAACUUGGUAUUGUGCAAGUCAUCCUCCCUCUCUGGAUCUUAGUUGCUUCAUCUGUAAAAAAGAAGAUAAAAAUUCUUUACCUGUCUGAAGAUGAGGUGGAGGAUCGUUCUACUAUGCUAUUGUUGUCUCUUGGUCACAUGUCUACUUGCUGUUCUUCAAGCUGUGCCUAUAGACAUCGACAAGACAAAAGUACAAAAUACCGAACCUGUGGAAAGUGCAAAGAUAGAACCACCAGAUACUGGACUUUAUUAUGAUGAAUAUCUCAAGCAAGUUAUUGAUGUGCUGGAAACAGAUAAACAUUUCAGAGAAAAGCUGCAGAAAGCAGACAUAGAGGAAAUAAAGAGUGGGAGGCUAAGCAAAGAGCUGGACUUAGUAAGUCACCAUGUGAGGACAAGACUUGAUGAACUGAAAAGGCAAGAAGUAGGAAGGUUAAGAAUGCUAAUUAAAGCUAAAUUGGAUUCCCUUCAAGAUAUAGGCAUGGACCACCAAGCUCUUCUAAAACAAUUUGAUCACCUAAACCAUAUGAAUCCUGACAAGUUUGAAUCCACAGAUUUAGAUAUGCUAAUCAAAGCGGCAACAAAAGAUUUGGAACAGUAUGACAAGACUCGACACGAAGAAUUCAAAAAAUAUGAAAUGAUGAAGGAACAUGAACGGAGAGAAUAUUUAAAAACACUAGAUGAAGAAAAGAGAAAAGAAGAAGAAUCUAAAUUUGAAGAAAUGAAGAGGAAGCAUGAAAAUCAUCCCAAAGUUAAUCAUCCAGGAAGCAAAGAUCAACUAAAAGAGGUAUGGGAAGAGACUGAUGGAUUGGACCCUAAUGACUUUGACCCCAAGACAUUUUUCAAAUUACAUGAUGUCAAUAGUGAUGGAUUCCUGGAUGAGCAAGAAUUAGAAGCCCUGUUUACUAAGGAGUUGGAGAAAGUGUAUGAUGCCCAAAAUGAAGAGGACGACAUGGUGGAAAUGGAGGAAGAAAGGCUUAGAAUGAGGGAACAUGUAAUGAAUGAGGUUGAUACAAAUAAAGACCGAUUGGUGACUCUGGAAGAAUUUUUGAAAGCUACAGAAAAAAAGGAAUUCUUGGAGCCAGAUAGCUGGGAGACAUUGGAUCAGCAACAACUCUUCACGGAGGAAGAACUAAAAGAAUAUGAAAACAUUAUUGCUUUACAAGAAAAUGAGCUUAAGAAGAAGGCAGAUGAGCUUCAGAAACAAAAAGAAGAGCUACAGCGUCAGCAUGACCAGCUGGAGGCUCAGAAACAGGAAUAUCAUCAGGCCGUACAACAGAUGGAACAAAGAAAGUUACAACAAGGAAUCGCUCCAUCUGGUUCAACUGGAGAGCAGAAGCUUGAGCCACACAUUUAAAGUUCCGAAGCCCACCAGAACUUGGAAGGAAACUGUUCAUUCGACAUCUGUUUCAUCUUUUAACUCCUUUUCUUUCUUUCUACUCAAUAAAUAUUUUAAAGCAUAUUUGGAAUAAAGGCAGAUACCUUUAAAGAGAGAACACUAUUUUGGGGACACAUAUACAUGAGGAUUGAAAUCUACCAGAGCCAGGAAGGAAACAAACUUCCAUUUCUAGCUCCCUUCUUUAUUCUUUGUUCUCCUUGUGAGGUGGAGUAGUUUAUGCUAUAAUGAGUGAAACUAUCAACUAAGUGAUAAAUCUCUGCCUUUGGCUUUUUUUUUUUUUUCCUGGUACCAGGGAUCGAACUC